AAGCGUAUUAUAUGAUAUAUAAGGCCAUUUCGAUUCACAAUAAUUUCUACCCGCUUCGUUUCAUCGUUCGUCUAUGCACAACGAAGCUGCGGAGACUCCGAUUCACUGAUAUUUGUUUAUUUAGCGUCUUUGUGCUUAGGGUUUCGUCGAAAGCCAACAUUCUGACUGUGGAUUCUUAGGGUUUUUGCUUGCAUCCUUCCUGGUUUUAUUAAUCAUUAUAUAAUGGCUGGGAAAACUGUAUUAUCAGACGAAGAAGAUGAGAUUGAAGUUGAAGAGGACGAGAGGGAAGAGCCUGAUGGGGACGCAGUCGAUCCUGAAGAUCGCGACGAAGAGGAUGACGAGGAAGAUGAGGAAGGAGAAGAUGAGUAUGAGAAAGACGGUUUCAUAGUGGAUGAUAUUGAUGAAGAUGAACAGGAUGCUGAGGAAGAGGAUAGGGCGGAUAGUGAUGAUGAGAGACAAAAGAAGAAGAAAAGAAAGAAAAGGGAAUCGGAGAAGAACUAUGUUCUUGAUGAAGACGACUAUGAGCUUCUUCAAGAUAACAACAUCACUGGAUUUCGACGACCAAAAGCCGAGAGUAAAAAGUUUAAGCGAUUAAAGAAAGCACGGUCUGAUGCUGAUGAAGGGCAAUCAGGAUUUUCUGAUGAGGAUGAUUAUAAUAGAAGUGGAAAGAGUGGGCGAAGUGCAGAGCAGAAAAUCGAGCAUAGUUUAUUCGGGGAUGAUGAGGGUCCACCCCUUGAGGACAUUGCUGAAGAGGAUCAACCCGAAGAGGAAGAGGAUGGUGACAUCGGUGAGGAAGAAGAUGAAAUGGCUGACUUCAUUGUUGAUGAGGAGGAGGUUGAUGAACAUGGUGAACCAACAAGGAGAAGGAAGGUCAACAAGAAAAAGUCAAGACAGGCCCCAGGGGUUUCCUCUAGUGCAAUACAGGAAGCUCAUGAUAUAUUUGGCGAUGUGGAUGAGCUGUUGAGGCAACGCAAGUUAGGACUAGAAAGAAUCAGUAGAUAUGAUGAUAGUGGUGAAGGGAAGGAAAGGAGGCUUGAAGAUGAAUUUGAACCCACCAUUCUUUCCAAUAAAUACAAAACUGAAAAAGAUGAGCACAUUCGUGAGAUAGAUAUUCCAGAAAGAAUGCAGAUAUCUGAGGAAAGCACAGGUCCUCCACCAACAGAUGAAAUGAGUAUAGAAGAGGAGAGUACCUGGAUUCUUCAUCAACUUCAAACGGGUGUGGUAUUGUUUGGCAGAGGAGGCGAUAUAGCAACCGAAGAAGGGCAUGACCUGGCAAUAGUUAAGGAUGACAUCAUGCGGUUUUUAGAAUUUAUGCAUGUCCAGAAAUUAGAUGUACCAUUUAUUGCUAUGUAUAGGAAAGAGGAGUGCAUGAGCCUUUUUAAGGAUCCAGAGCCACAAGAUGACAAGGAAAGUGAAAACAAAUCUGAGAAAAAACCCACGCUGAGGUGGCACAAGAUUCUUUGGGCUAUCUUGGAGCUAGACAGAAAAUGGUUGCUGCUUCAAAAACGAAAAAGCGCGUUACAGUCAUACUACAACAAGCGGUUUGAAGAAGAACGAAGCGUGUAUGACGAGGCACGUCUUCAUUUGAACCAGAAACUGUUUGAUUCAAUCACCAAGUCCCUCAAAGUUGCUGAGUCAGAAAGGGAAAUUGAUGACGUGGACUCAAAAUUUAACCUACAUUUCCCACCUGGUGAUACUAAUAUGGAUGAAGGACAGUUCAAAAGACCAAAGAGGAAAUCACAGUAUAGUGUUUGUAGCAAAGCUGGACUAUGGGAGGUUGCAACCAAGUUUGGCUACAGCUCUGAGGAAUUUGGAUUAUUGAUUUCUCUUGAACAAAUGAGGAUGGAAGAGUUGGAAGAUGCAAAGGAAACACCAGAAGAGGUGGCAUCAAGGUUUACUUGUGCAAUGUUUGAAAAUCCUCAGGCUGUUCUCAGAGGCGCUAGGCAUAUGGCUGCAAUUGAAAUUAGUUGUGAGCCAUGUGUGAGGAAACAUGUGCGCAGCAUCUUCAUGGACAAUGCAGUGGUGUCCACUAGUCCCACAUCUGAUGGCAACAAGGCCAUAGAUUCUGAUCAUGAAUUUGCAGGGAUAAAGUGGUUGAAGGACAAACCUUUGACAAGAUUUAAUGAUGCACAGUGGCUUCUGAUUCAAAAAGCAGAAGAGGAGAAGCUUGUACAAGUAUCUGUAAAGCUUCCAGCAUCUGUUCACGAUAAGUUGAUCAGUGAUGCUCAUGACUACUACCUUAGUGAUGGCGUGAGUAAGUCUGCCCAGUUAUGGAACGAACAAAGGAAACUGAUCAUAAAAGAUGCGUUUGAUAGUUUGCUUUUACCUUCAAUGGGAAAAGAAGCAAGAGGCAUUUUGGCAAGCAGAGCAAAAAACUGGUUACUCAUGGAAUACGGAAGGUUAUUAUGGGAUAAAGUGUCUGUGGCACCUUAUCAGAAAAAAGAACACGAUGUUAAUUCAGAUGAUUAUGAUGGUGCACCAAGGGUUAUGGCGUGCUGCUGGGGCCCAGGGAAACCUGCAACAACAUUUGUGAUGUUGGAUUCAUAUGGAGAAGUUGUUGAUGUGCUGUAUGCUGCUUCCAUCAGCAUCCGUGGUCAAAAUGCUAAUGACCAGCAACGUAAAAAGAACGAUCAACAACGUCUUGUUAAGUUCAUGACAGACCACCAACCUUAUGUUGUUGUUCUUGGAGCUGUCAAUUUGUCUUGCAGAAGCUUAAAAGAUAAUAUUUUUGAGAUCAUUUUCAAGAUGGUAGAAGAAAACCCUAGAGAUCUUGGACAUGACAUGGAAGGUGGUGUUGUAUAUGGCGACGAGUCUCUCCCACACCUGUAUGAAAAUUCUCGCAUAUCAUCCGAACAGCUUCAACCGCAACCGGGAAUUGUAAGGCGAGCGGUGGGCCUAGGACGAUACCUUCAAAACCCAUUAGCAAUGGUUGCAACCCUGUGUGGGCCUGCAAAGGAGAUAUUAUCCUGGAAACUGAGUCCUUUAGAAAGCUUUCUAACUCCUGAUGAGAAAUACGGGAUGGUUGAACAGAUCAUGGUGGAUGCCACCAACCAAGUGGGCCUUGACAUCAACUUAGCCAUAAGUCACGAAUGGCUUUUUGGUCCUUUGCAGUUCAUUUCUGGGCUGGGACCCCGUAAAGCCGCUUCUUUACAGCGGUCAUUAGUGAGGGCUGGGUCGAUAUACACGAGAAAGGACCUGUUGAACCACGGUCUGGACAAGAAGGUGUUUGUAAAUGCUGUUGGGUUUUUACGUGUUCGGCGGAGUGGAAACGCCGCCAGCAGCAGCCAGUUCAUUGAUUUGUUGGAUGACACCAGAAUCCACCCGGAAUCGUAUGGUCUUGCGCAGGAAUUGGCUAAAGAGGUGUUCAGAAAACAUUCAGGAGGAGAUGAUGGAAACGAUGAUGAGGAUAUGCUGGAAAUGGCAAUCGAGCAUGUGAGAGAACACCCUAAUCAGUUGAGGAGUCUGAAGGUGGAUAACUAUGCAAGAUCCAAGAAACAGGAGAACAAGAAGGUGACUCUGAAUGAUAUGAGAUCGGAGUUGAUUCAAGGUUUUCAAGACUGGCGGAGACCGUAUGUGGAACCGAAUGACGACCAAGCCUUUUAUAUGAUAUGUGGGGAAAGUGAGGAUACGCUGUGCGAGGGUAAAAUCGUCCAGGCCACUGUUCGUAGGGUUCAACCUCAAAAGGCGAUAUGCUCUCUCGAUUCGGGGCUCACCGGUAUGCUCAACAAGGAAGAUUAUAGUGAUGUACGGAGGGAUAAUAAUGAUUUGACUGAAAGUCUGAAUGAAGGGGACAUCAUCACUGCAAAGAUAAAAUCAAUUGAGAAAAAGAGGUACAUGGUUUUCUUAAGCUGUAAAGACAGUGAGUUAAGGAGUGACUUCUCUCAAAACUAUAAGACCAAGGAUCCGUAUUAUUUUGAAGACCGUGACAAUUCAGAAAUUGAAAAAGAAAAAGCAAAUAAAGCAAAAGCGCUGGCAAAGAAGCAUUUCAAAUCAAGAAUGAUUGUUCAUCCUCGCUUCCAGAAUAUCACAGCGGAUGAAGCAAUGGAGAUGCUGUCUGAUAAGGAGCCUGGUGAGAGCAUUGUUCGUCCUAGCUCACGUGGGCCCUCGUACCUAACACUGACACUCAAAAUCUAUGAUGGUGUUUAUGCUCACAAAGACAUUAUAGAAGGUGGAAAGGAGAAUAAGGACAUUACAAGCAUGUUACGGCUUGGAAAAACACUAAAAAUAGGAGAGGAUGUAUUUGAAGAUCUAGAUGAGGUGAUGGAUCGGUAUGUUGAUCCUUUAGUGACACAUUUAAAGACGAUGUUGGGUUAUAGGAAGUUUAAAGAUGGGGAGAAAGCUGAAGUGGAUGAGAGUUUAAGGAAAGAAAAACUUGAGAAUCCAUCGAGGAUUGUUUACUCAUUUGGUAUAUCCCAUGAACACCCAGGCACAUUUAUCUUGACAUACAUACGAAGCUCCAAUCCGCAUCAUGAGUAUAUUGGAUUGUAUCCCAAGGGGUUUAAAUUCAGAAAGAAAAUGUUUGAGGAAAUCGACAGACUUGUCGCAUAUUUUCAAAGACACAUUGAUGAUCCACAUGAUGCGGGACCCUCCAUUCGGUCUGUUGCUGCCAUGGUGCCCAUGCGCAGCCCUGCAGGUGGUGGCUGGGGUGGUGGCAGCGGCGGCGGCGGCUCUAAUAAUAGCAGCGACUGGAGAGGUUCAUCUGGAGAUCGAGAAAGAACAUCGACUCCGAGUUCUAGACCAGGUAGAGGUGAUUUCAGGAGUGGUGGUGGUGGUCACGAAAGCGGUGUGCCGAGACCUUACGGCGGUGGUGGACGUGGGCGGGGCCGAGGGCGGGGGUCAUUUAACAACCGUGGUGGAGACGAUAGGUCUAAGGAUUGGGAAGAAGGGUGGGGGGGUUUCCCAGGUGGAAAAACUCAGAACUCUCCGGGAGGAGAGGCUUUUAAUGGCGGUUGGGCUGAUGGUGGUGGUAGUGGUGGCGGCGGCGGCGGCAAGAGAAGCUCUGUGCAAUCAGAUAGUGGUGCAGGGUGGUCGAGCGGGUGGUAGCAUGGCAGGGUUCAACCAUCUCUUGUUUUACAUAAACUGGAACUUUGUAUCUACAGAUGUAUUGUUUAUUGUUAGAUUUAAAAAUUUUGGUUUUAGUUUCAGUUUGAGUUUGUAGGUGCUGUUCUGUUUUAUGAUGAAAUACAGAAUGCCAAGUACGAAAGUUGCUUGGUUUUUACUUUUAGGCAAGUCAUACGGAUACUGAUCUUGUUAGAUUUAAAAAAAAAAUGUCUUAUUUGACCAUAAAAUUGUAGAUUUUAUCUCCUUACUCAGUAGGCUUGCCAAAGUUAACUUACCUGUUAUGACCUGUUUCUAGAAUCUGGUAGGUAAAAAAAUCAGUUUUGAUGACAGAUUUUUAAAUUUGUUAUUUUGGAG
Lactuca saligna is the source of this 5415-nucleotide messenger RNA. The record is from the annotation of a GenBank genome assembly. Lineage: Eukaryota; Viridiplantae; Streptophyta; Magnoliopsida; Asterales; Asteraceae.